AUGGGAGAAGUGAAAGUGAUUGGAUCUUCUAAAAGCCUGUUCUGCACAAGGGUUGAAUGGGCUUUGAAGCUUAAAGGAGUGGCUUAUGAGUACUUAGAAGAAGAUUUAUUGAACAAGAGUCCCCUACUGCUUAAAUACAACCCUGUUCACAAGAAGGUCCCUGUGCUUGUCCAUGAUGACAAACCAAUUGCUGAGUCACUUGCCAUCCUUGAAUACAUAGAUGAGACCUGGAAAAAUAAUCCCCUGCUGCCUCAAGAUCCCUAUGAGAGAGCCAUGGCUCGUUUCUGGGCUAAAUUUGCCGAUGAGAAGUGUCUGAUGCGUGCAUUUGAGGCUUUCUGGAAAGAGGGGCGCGAAAAGGAGAAGGCCAUAGAGUCUGCACUGGAAUCGUUUGCAUUUCUUGAGAAGCAGAUUCAAGGGAGGAGAUUUUUCAGUGGUGACGAUAAGAUAGGGUAUUUGGAUCUAGCAAUGGGUUGGAUCCCUCACUGGCUGAAUGUUAUGGAAGAAGUUGGAGGUAUGAAACUUAUUGAUGCUGAGAAAUUCCCUAUUCUUCAUGAAUGGACUCAAAACUUCUUUGAAAUUCCACUCAUCAAAGAGUGCCUUCCACCUAGAGAUGCGCUUGUCAACUACUUCCACUUCAGCAUGAGCUAUAUGCGUUCCAUGGGGGCCAACAAACAGUAA
Messenger RNA from Dovyalis caffra, 678 nucleotides. The record is from the annotation of a GenBank genome assembly. NCBI's taxonomy places the organism in Eukaryota, Viridiplantae, Streptophyta, Magnoliopsida, Malpighiales, Salicaceae.